GUGGUCCAGGUGAAGCAUUGUUGCAAUAUAAUCUGCGUACGGCGCGGGUCUGUCCACUGUCCUUCGUCAAAUGGGCAGCGAGGUGCCAUGUCCACGGCAACGCUGCCGGUGUUCCUCUUUUUAUUUGCCAUCGGACUUGGAGCGAAACAUAAACCUGUAUUCAGUGAAGAAAUCAAAGAAAUAAUCCAGCAUGUUCACAACGAGUGCGUCGGUAAGACCGGGGUGGCUGAGGAGGAUAUAGCGAAUUGCGAAAACGGCAUUUUUAAAGACGACGAGAAAUUGAAGUGCUAUAUGUUUUGCCUCCUGGAGGAAGCGAGCCUUGUGGACGAUGAUGAUUCUGUGGACUACGAUAUGUUGGUCAGUCUUAUACCAGAAGAGUACUCCGAAAGAGCGUCCAAAAUGAUAUUUGGUUGCAAGCAUUUAGAUACCAACGAUAAAAAUAAAUGUCAGAGAGCAUUCGAUGUUCAUAAAUGUUCGUACGACAAGGAUCCCGAUUUCUACUUUUUAUUCUAAGGCGCCGCACAAGAUCUCAUGAUUAGGGAGAAUUUUGUUGUUAAUUAUUAUUUAUUACUUAAAUAUAACUAAUUAAAGCAUGGAAAA
This is a messenger RNA of Plodia interpunctella (Indianmeal moth), 600 nucleotides long. RefSeq names its product general odorant-binding protein 83a. The record is from RefSeq and is a predicted model, not a curated record. The transcript has 6 exons. Gene Ontology annotation, molecular function: odorant binding. The coding region runs from base 88 to 513 and encodes 141 amino acids. NCBI's taxonomy places the organism in Eukaryota, Metazoa, Arthropoda, Insecta, Lepidoptera, Pyralidae.